This is a messenger RNA of Cydia pomonella (codling moth), 2552 nucleotides long. RefSeq names its product zinc finger protein 823-like. The transcript has 5 exons. Gene Ontology annotation, biological process: regulation of transcription by RNA polymerase II. The coding region runs from base 359 to 1282 and encodes 307 amino acids. Lineage: Eukaryota; Metazoa; Arthropoda; Insecta; Lepidoptera; Tortricidae. The record is from RefSeq and is a predicted model, not a curated record. Gene Ontology annotation, molecular function: DNA-binding transcription factor activity; RNA polymerase II cis-regulatory region sequence-specific DNA binding.
GCGAAUUUUGGUUUUCGCGGUAGGCCCCCCGGCUCGAUAAAGUGUGGAUGUAAUUGACACUAUAAUGAUUUUUUAGCUGGUCACACUGAAUCACUGAACUGAAAAUGCAAUUUUCAUCUGCCAAACGAAAUUGUAUUGAUUCUAAUUUUUGUUUAUUGUAUUAGUUAUUUUUUCAGCUUUUAUUCUGUUUAAUCUUGAUUUCGCUUCCAUCCAUUUGUUAAUUAAAUGACAAAAAAUUACCCGUCGUCGUCGUCGUGUAUUCCACCGUUGGCAUCAACUUCUGUGGAUCUGUAUAGUGUAGUCAUAGUGUAGUGUUUGUGACUUGUUUCGUCAACACGGACACUAGGGUCGUAACGUAAUGGAGGCAGUGGUCAUGAAGACGGAGCUCUCAUGGGAUGCGCCGCAGCCCGCCUGUCCGCCGGACACACACGGGCACAUCACAGAGGUACCCGUGGUCUCCAGUGCAAGUGUAAAGCAAGAACCUAUUACCCAGCUACAUGCUGUUUACUUGAAGGAGGAGGUCAUUGACCUGCAAGAGGAUGUUAAAGUGAAGCGAGAAGGUACUGAACCACAGGAGGAUGUGGAACAGGAUGUCAUGAAACAGGAACCAGAAUGGGAGGAGACAAGCAAGUUAAGCGGACUGGGAGUGUCGCAGCUUUUGGAGUUCACAGAUAACAUGGCCGUCGAGCUGGAAAUCGAGUACGAGAAGCAACCCGCUGAAGCUGGCGGGACCGGGACCACACAUCCGUGUGGAAGUGAGACGCCAGAUCCGUGUGGGAGUGAGACAGUAGAUACAGAUACAUGUAAAAAACGGACUGCACAGGAGGCGAAACUAGAUCAGGAGUUAGUCGUCCUGCGCAAGGACCGAGCGCGUUCCGUCAAGCAGGCGCGCGAACACACAGCGAGCACAGAAGCGAACAGUUACGACUGCCUCAUGUGCACUAGAACCUUCAAGUGUUUAACUACUUACAAGCAACAUAUGACUACUAUGCACACCGGUGAGAAACCCUUCGCCUGCGAAUGGUGUAAUUGGCGCUUCGACGAAUUAAACGAUUUUAAGAGACAUUUGAGAACGCACAAGGGUCAGUCGCAACUAGGCCCUACGAAUCACGAAGGAGUCUACCCAUAUUCGUGCAAAUUGUGUCACGAAAGUUUUGCAGAACAGAGCGAUUUAAAGAAUUAUGAGCCAACACACAUGCGAAUACAUGGAUGCGACUCUUGCGGGAGCCAAGUCGUCAAAUUGUACUAUUUAAAGAGACAUUUAAGAACCCAUACUGGAUAAAGACCGUAUAAGUGCACAACGUGUAAUAAGGAGUUUACACAAUUAGGCUCUUUAAAUAAACAUGAACGAAUUCAUACAGGGAAAAGAUCAUAUGCCUGUGGAAUAUGCGAGAGAAGGUUCACGGAACAGAGUGAUUCUAAAAAACAUGAACAGAAACACACCGGCGACAGUAAUAGACCACACGCGUGUGAUACGUGCGAGUGGACAUUCGCGAAAUCAAACCAUCUGAAGAAACAUUUAAGAACACACACUGGUGAAAAACCGUACAAGUGUGAAGUGUGUAAAAAGGUGUUUUCACAACUAGGUUCUUUAGCGAAACAUAAAGGGAUACAUACGAGAGACAAGCGAUUAUCUUGUGAAGUUUGUGAGAAAAGGUUCACGGAGAGGCAUUCAUUGAAGAAACAUGAACGACAACAUAGUGGGGAGAAACCAUACUCUUGCGACACGUGCCAAAAAAGUUCGCACAAUGGACUCAUUUCAAGAAUCACGAGCGUAUUUACACUGGAGAGAAACCUUUUAGCUGUGAGAUAUGCCAAAAGAAGUUAACACAGCAAGUUACUUUGAAAAUGCAUCAAAGAACGCAUACUGGGGAAAAAUCAUACGAAUGCGAUGUAUGUAAAAAAGACUGCGAGAUCGAGUACUUUAAAGACACAUGAAAGGAUUCAUACGGGAGAGAAGCCGUACUCGUGUGAGUUUUGUGAGCCAUUGAUUACUAGACCUAGGUCAUUGAGAAUACAUACAUGAUAGAUAUGGGUCGGGAAGGCACACAAGUGAUACACAACGUAGCCAUUACCUAUGCAUGCAUAUACAACAAUACACUUAUUCAUACUCAAAGAGAUAAAAGUACAUGCAGGAAGUGUGAGGGGUGGAUGUUCAAAAAUCUGAAAGUUGAUUUUCUGUUGCGUUCUCAAACGUAAGUAAAUUAUGGGAAAUGGUAACUCAUAUGAAGUAGUAUCAAGUACUGGGACAUUUACGUUAUGCCCGAUUUUAUAGUUUAACCGAAACUUCACUUCACUAAAUCAAUAGCUUUGAGUGUAGAAAAAAGUUAUAACAAUAUUAUAAGCGUUUUUACUUCAUCUGUAUUUAAGUAAUAAGUGUUAUUUAAUUAAAUGGAGUUUCUUUCAACCUUGACAUUUAAUGAAAUACAAUCACUGUAGGGGUAUUAUACAUAUAGGGGAUGGAGGUGAGCGGAAAUGAGAUGCAGAAAUAAGAAAAAAUAACACAUUCGCACAAAGAUAUGUAUUUAAAAUAAAGUAAAUAUAAAUGUUAA